This is a messenger RNA of Babjeviella inositovora NRRL Y-12698, 918 nucleotides long. RefSeq lists its product as uncharacterized. The transcript has 2 exons. NCBI's taxonomy places the organism in Eukaryota, Fungi, Ascomycota, Pichiomycetes, Serinales. The coding region runs from base 1 to 918 and encodes 305 amino acids. Gene Ontology annotation, cellular component: endomembrane system. The record is from RefSeq and is a predicted model, not a curated record.
AUGAAGGUGCAACUUGCGUUUUUGUUUACCCUUGUGGCGUCUCUUGUAGCUGCCUGGUCGGUUACAGACUACGAAUUGUUUGAGUUGAACGACGUUGUCAAGCGCGACUUGGGUCCGGAAACAACCUUCUAUUCAUGGUUAGGACUUGAGAAAGGCCCGAAGUCACUGUGGGAUGAAAUAAACAAGGCCUACAAGAAGCUCUCGCGCAAGAUCCAUCCGGAUAAAAUCAGAAAGGCCGAACAGCGGUACCUGCGUCUCUCCGUGGUGGGCUCCAUCUUGAGAGACGCGGAGCAACGCGAGAGAUACAACUACUUCUUGGACAAGGGAUUCCCCAAGAAGACCACAACCGGUUACUUGUACAGUAAGUUCCGUCCUGGCACCAUGCUCGUGUUUGUGCUCUUGUACGCAGUCUUCGGUGGGUUCCAAUACAUGUCGCUCAAAAUCAACCGCCAGCAGGAUCAGAAGCGUAUGCGCUCCAUGAUUCAGCAGCUCAAGCAGGCGGCGUGGCCAAACGGAAUCCCGACUGACUUCUCAGAUAGGAAGGUCGGUAGCGAGGCGGAUGGCAAGACCUUUAUCAUCAAGUACGAUGGGAGCGUGUAUUUGCUCGACCCAGAAGAUAGCUCGACCCAAUACUUGCUAGACCCAGAAUCUAUCGGGCCUCCAUCCUGGAGAGACACUAUCUGGUGCACGUUUCCGCGCUGGGUGUGGAAUUUCACCGCCGGCAGGGUGAACCAAAGCUGGAAAUUGCAGCCGCGCGAGGAGAAUUCCACAGGGAUGACGCCACAAGAGGCUAAGAUUGUGGAGUUGGAGAGCACCAUGAAUGCUAACGAAGAUGCGAAGGAGAGGAGAAAGAACAAGAUGACAGAUGGGGUCAGAAGAUUGCCGAACGGUAAGAUCGUGGGGACCAAGAAGGAGUAA